GUGAAAUUCACUGCGGAUCUAGUUAACCAGACCUGCACCUUCUUACAACCAUGGUGGUCUUCCGGUAUUUGAACAAGCAUAGAGAGCUGAUCCCUCUGGCUAUGAUUAUGACUACCACUCUGAGCGGAAUGGCAUUCACUGGCAUCAAUGCCCUGAGAAGAUCCGAUAUAACUAUUGAUAGGUGGAACAAUCCUGAACCAUGGGAAAAAGUGGAUCCUACCAAACCCCAAAAGCUGAUUUCAAUCCAUCAGCGAUGGAAGCCCAUUGAAGAGCUGGAGGAAAUCCGAAAACUUACCAAGGGGUGAGAUACCAGCCCCUCCAAACAACACUCUAUGAAUCUAGUGGAAUCACUUCUGCACAAACUAGAGGAUUGAAACCAGUGUGCGGAAAUGCUUCUGCUACAUUUUUAGAGUCUUCCUCCACUAUGUUUUGGACUCUGGAGGAGAUUACUGUUGGUUUUAGAAAUAGCCCAUAUUGUCCCAAAAGAAAAUGUGUUAAAAAGGGCAGCUUCUCGUAUUUGUUUUGAACCAUGCCCUGGAAUGUUGUUUCUUCUAGGAAGACAGAACAGCAUUUCUCAAUGUGUGAGCUUUAAAAAGAGUUGAGUUGUUGGAAAAAAUAUAUUGUAAUUUAUAUUUUCAAUAAACUUGGAAUUUAUCAAGUA
This is a messenger RNA of Python bivittatus (Burmese python), 661 nucleotides long. It is a transcript of the gene COXFA4L3, whose product is annotated as cytochrome c oxidase associated subunit FA4L3. Lineage: Eukaryota; Metazoa; Chordata; Lepidosauria; Squamata; Pythonidae. Gene Ontology annotation, cellular component: respiratory chain complex IV. The record is from RefSeq and is a predicted model, not a curated record.